Messenger RNA from Setaria italica (foxtail millet), 923 nucleotides. Its product is annotated as MADS-box transcription factor 51. The coding region runs from base 127 to 636 and encodes 169 amino acids. Gene Ontology annotation, molecular function: DNA-binding transcription factor activity, RNA polymerase II-specific; protein dimerization activity; RNA polymerase II cis-regulatory region sequence-specific DNA binding. The record is from RefSeq and is a predicted model, not a curated record. Gene Ontology annotation, biological process: positive regulation of transcription by RNA polymerase II. Lineage: Eukaryota; Viridiplantae; Streptophyta; Magnoliopsida; Poales; Poaceae. The transcript has 5 exons.
CCGGGAGUCGGCGCUGUCGGCCAACAACCCCCUUCCGCUGCGCCGCACCCGCUCUGCUCCCAGCGACGGCGCGAGAGGAGAUUGAUUGUGAUUGGCCGAGCACCGGAUUCCUACAGCAGGCGGGCGAUGCCACCUCGCGGCCGCAUGGAGCUGCGGCGGAUCGAGGACCGGGUGAGCCGGCAGGUGCGCUUCUCCAAGCGCCGCGCGGGGCUACUCAAGAAGGCCUUCGAGCUCUCGCUCCUCUGCGACGCCGAGGUCGCGCUCAUCAUCUUCUCCCCCGCCGGCAAGCUCCACGAGUACGCCUCCACCAGCAUAGAAGAUACAUAUAACCGCUAUAAGCAAUUUUCUGGAGCCGGAAAAACUGAGGAUGGAGAUCGAAAUAUAAACAAUAACAAGGAUGGAGCUUCUUCAGAUUUGCAGUCGACGCUUAGCGAGAUUGCAACCUGCAGGUCUUCCAAGAGCAAUGCUGACGAUUCAGAUGCCAAUGACCUAGAGAAGCUGGAAAAUCUUCUGAGAAAUGCUUUGAGGGAUACAAGAUCCAGGAAGAUGCAGAUGUUGGCGAAACAAAACAGCGGAGCGAGUACCAGUGGCCAGAAAUGUAAUGGAACUACAAGUGAGGAGCAAGGAACGCCGUGAGCACGGAAGCAGGGUGCAUCUGGUGAACGAAACGGGGCGUGCACGUAUGGUGCUCCCCCUUGGGAUCAAUACUUACUGAUUGUGGCUUUUGUAAGACUGUAUGAUGCUCUGCAACUGCAAGCUUGGAUCUGCCAACCUGUAGCGUCCCUUGAGGGGAUUAGUCCCAUCCUCCCCUGGUCUGUUGCGAUACGCAGCCUACCUAUAAUGGCAAAAAGUUUGGUGCUGUAACUGAUCAGAAUGAAUGCUUGACAGAUCUGAAUGCAGUAGGCAGUUGGUAGUUCGAUCUA